AUGGCGCAAAAGAAUGGUUUCAUCGGUGCUUAUAUGCACGUUUUCAAUGAGCCGGACCGUAACGUGGCUCUUUCGAAGUUAACUGGUUGCAAAGAACACUUUUGUGCUCAGAUCACGCGCGUGAAGAGAAAUAAUGUGAUUAUUGACAGGGGUUAUGAGAAAGACUUCGAAAAGCUGGCCAUGAGUCUCUGUGACCCAAACACACCUGGAGAUCCAUCCUUUGACGCGAAGAUUGAUCAAUUACGCCGUGAAUUUCCCAAAGCAAGGCGGUGGAUUGAUUGGUGGCAUGCAUCUGACGUGCAAGCCAUGUUGUUUAAAUCCAGAGUUAAACAGAUUGACGAUGACAGCCUGGACGACGAUAUGCCUGCGACGACCAACGCUCAGGAAUCCUUGCACCGGGUGUAUUACAUGAUCUCGGAUGCCAAUUGUUCCAUCCAGGUGGGGCUCGUGCAGCUGUACGCUUUGGUCAUGAGCCUCGAGAGAGACUACCAUGACCUGCGACGUGGGGUCACCAUCGAAUAUGGUUCUACUAAGAACUACGAAAAGGUUGCCCAAAUUCUUGGAUGGGCAAAGAAAGCCCGCAAUUGCCGUGAACCCAAGAACGAUGGACGACCACCUGACACCACAGAGGCUCUGCUUGGCAGCAAGAGUAAGAAGAAACUUGGCAGACCCAAAGGGUCUGUCAACAUCGACCGUAACCCUGUUACGACUUUUCAAGGUUUCCAAAGCUCGUUGAUUCCCACGCGCCGGAACAGGUGCUGGAUGAACUCCAUGUCCGAGUGUCUGUACGCGUUAUACACACCGUAUUGGUUCACCGGGUCCAGGGGGGUUUCAAUUCACAUUUUCAACAAAUUAAUGAAUCUUUUCUCAUCACGAGCUACCUGGGAAAUACAUCAGAACGGCAGCAUCCGACAAAUCCUCUCUUUGGGUCAAAACAAGAUUCAUGCGGCAAUCCAGACUAUCUACCCUGGUGGAUUCAAAUACGAUGAAUUUGCGUCAGCUACGCAAUAUUUUGAAGGCUUAUUUGAUUGUCAAGGUCUCCAGAAACAACCACGAGCGCCUCCAAUCACCCAAAAGCUUUUUCGAAUGACUCGCCAACGCAAGCUUGUCUGCUCCCAUAAUCAUUCUCAUAUCACGAAUGAGAGUGUCCCGAUGGAUUGUAUCACUCUGAUGCCUGAACACUUUGGUGUUGGGUGUCGUUCAACUCAGACAUUUGAAUACUCAGAAACGCCGGCCCUUCUUGACCGUUGGACAUCAGAAGAAGGUCUUCGGCGUGUCUCUGCUCGUCACUGUUUGGCCUGCCCACUCAACAAGGAUCCGAACGACCACAUUUCAUCUUUACCACGACAAGCGCCCCCCUUAUACGAGAGGACACGGCUUUUAUUCGAUCCACCACCACCUCACUUGUACAUCUCGAUUGACCCGCUGGUCUUAACAACCACUCAGCCUGAGGAAGCCAAAAGAAUGACCGAUGAAUGUGAUCUACCUUACGAAUUGAACCUUCUUGGUGUUACCUACUGGAUGCGAGCUCGUGGAUUCUACGCCGCGGGUCACUACUGGUGCAAGGUGGUACGCACAGUUGGUGGUCUAACCGGUGUAUGGUAUCACAAUGACCUCAUAAACGAAGGCAUUGCUACUUUGGAAAGUAGGGAAUUGGUGUCUAUUGGUGGGGCUAUGAAUAAUACGAACUGGGUGAUGUAUUCUCGAGCGCCUACAACAGCGGAGGCAUUGAUUAUUGAAAAAGCAAACGUCAAGAUCGAAAAAGAAUUCGGCGACAACCAACAAGGCGACUUGCCUUUUUCACAGCAAGGAUUAGAGUCUACACUUCAACACAACCCAGACAUCCCAAAGGAUGUGUCAAAGCAGGAAGGUGGCAGCAAAGACCUUAUGAGAAUAGUGGAGUUGGAAGAUCUAUUUCUUUCAGACAAACACGUAGAUGAAGAACGUCCCCAAGCAGUUGCAAUCGUCAAGCCUAAAGUGAAUAAGCCUAAGCCUAAAGCAGUUCCGAAGAGGAGAGGCAGGAAGAAGCAAGACCUCACUCCUUCAGAGUGUGCACUAGAUGAUUCAGACCAAGGCGCUGAUCAUGAUCAACGUUUGAAUUUGAAGGCGGUUGGAAACGUGAAAGAUCCAAACUUAGUCGAAGAACAUGACCAUUCGGGCAGCACUGUCAAGAAAGUGACGAAGAGGAAAAAUCAGGAUCACCUUGUAGGGGAAAACCAGGAAGAUUUGUUUCUUCCCGAUGGAAACAAAGAACCAAUCCAUACGGGAAAGACCAAGAAACGGAAAGGAUGGAAAGGUUGGGCAAUUGCUGAAGAGGAAGAGGAGGAGGUAAAAGGUUUUGACGAGCCUGUCAAGCGCAGCAGUCAAGAGUCAAAGGAGAGUGGCAAGGUGCGCAAGUCAAAGCGUAAGAAGGAGACGAACUUUGAAUUGCCCAUUUUCUUGGAACCUCAAACAAGCUCAGGUUCAAACCGAACUCGUGACAAAUUGGUAAAAAAAUUUUCUAAAACCUCCUCUCCUUCUAUCUACAAGGUUACCAUUAGCAAAGCUGAAAUGUCAACUCGCCACCAAAAUCGCUGGUCUCUUCCAGCUCAAGCUUCGAUAGCUGAUCAUGCUCAGAUUCAUCCUAGUGUAACGAUGAGAUCGACGUCAAAUAACAACCCUGGCAUUCAGUCAUCAUCUUUUGUGAACAAUCAUCGCUCUGAUAUAUUUCCUCAUCAUGGUUACUCCCGCAGACCAUUUGGUUUCACCAAGCCAACUGAUAUACCACGCUCAGAGGAGAUGUCGGAUCCUUUUGCGCUUGGUUCUGAUGCUGAGAAUAAUCCAAGAUUAGAACAAUUAGAGAAGAUGCAUCAUUUGAUUUAUCAUUAUAUUCCUUCAAUUGAACAGCUCGCUUCUGAUGGAACAAAUUUAUAUCGAUGGAGCAAAAGUCUUGAUCUUGCGAUUUAUAACAUGUUGAAUCUUCGACAUUUCUUUUCAUCUUCACACAAUACAUUUGAUCCUAUAGGUAGAGAAGAGGAUAAAUUAGUAGUUAGAUUGAUUUAUGAAACUAUACCUGAAUCAAUCAAGGAUUACAUUGAUAGAAUUGAAGAUUAUCCUUCAGCUUUUGAAAUCUUUAAGACUAUACGUAACUUGUUUGAAAAUGAAGAAGCGAAUGGAAGAACAGCUCAAGUGAAUACUUGGGCACGUUUAUUUAAUCAAACAUUUGAUCGCAGCGUAAAUGAUCUAACGGCACAUAUCAAUAGAAUCAACUCUCUGAUGGAUAGACUUGAUUCUCAAGGGUUUACAUGGAGCAAAGAUUCUAUGGCUGGAAUUUUAUAUCAAUGGACAGUUCCGAUCUUAGGUGGAUGGAAUCUGGAGGGAGCCAAUCGAAAACUAGAUCUACGUUGGUCUACGGAUAAAUCACCUUUUACUUCAGAAGAGAUAAUUCGCGCUAUGCAAUCAGAAGUUAACAUUAAGAAGAAUAUCCACGGCCCAUCGUAUAGACCAAUCUCUAAAGAUGGAUUCGCUCAUCUACCUGACCAGGAUGAAUUUGAUCGCUGGAUCGCUAACACUAUAAACCCUCGAACAAAUCAAGACCACCUAACUAGUAUGGUAGCACGUCACACCAGUAUUGCCCCUUUCGGUGGCAUCCUCCCGACUCCCUGGUCCACUAGACCCAUGUGGAAUACUGCCCCCGGAAUCCGAUACCCAGAUCCAGUACCAGUUACACCAACACCCGCUCGACAAGAAAUCAAUGAGAAGGAGAGCAAAAGAUUGGAUAUGUCAAAUAACGAGACUUGGAAGCCAUAUCCUACUUAUACCCGCCACAGGUCUUCUACAACCGACUCCGAGGAUAAUGAAUCAUACGAGCAAAGAGGAGUCUUUGAUACCGAUAGUGAUGAGGAAUUUGAUGAAUCCCAUCCAGAUGUAGAUCCAUCCUAUAGACUUAAUUUAGCAGAUUGGAAUUAUGAUAAGUACUUCAUUUAUCUUUAUGACUCAGAAAACAAACUAUUGCGUGCUAUCCAGCGGAACCGUCUCCCUUAUGCGGUCAAUAAGGAACUCCUUCAAGCAUAUUCUUCUAGGCCACCUUUAGAACCUGAAGUGAUUGCUUUCGAUAGAAGGAAACUUGAAAUGAAAGGUGAUCUGCCAUGGAGAUUUUUGCACAAUAAGAUUUGCUUUUGUGAUGUGUCAUAA
This is a messenger RNA of Melampsora larici-populina 98AG31, 4173 nucleotides long. RefSeq lists its product as uncharacterized. Lineage: Eukaryota; Fungi; Basidiomycota; Pucciniomycetes; Pucciniales; Melampsoraceae. The coding region runs from base 1 to 4173 and encodes 1390 amino acids. The record is from RefSeq and is a predicted model, not a curated record. The transcript has 8 exons.